GCUCCGGCCCCGCCGCCGCUCCGGCCCCGCCGCCAUGGAGCCCGUGCGCUCCUGGGGUCCCGCACAGGCUGCCGCCUGGCUCCGAGGGCUGGACACGGCGGUGCAGGGGUACCCCUUCGAGGCCUGGGGGCUAUCGGGGCCUGACCUGCUGGGGCUGGACGCGGGGGUCCUGGAGGCACUGGGCGUGUGGCCCUUGGGCCACCAGGAGCUGCUGCUGGAGGCCGUGGAGCAGCUCCAUAACCUGGACACAGGGCUGGUGAGCACCAGCCUGCGGACACUGACGGAGAGGCUGCAGGAGCUGGCACAGGGCAUCCAGAGCCUGGUGCAGGAGGGGCUGUCAGCAGGGGAUGCCCCCCAGCCGCCCUCCCUCACCCUCCUGACCCGAGUCAUCGACCUGGUCGGGGCUGCCAAGGAACUCUUCUCCUGGCUCAACAGGUACCUCUUCUCCACCCUCAAUGACUUUUCGGCCAGCCGGGACAUCAUCCUGCUCUGUGCCCAGCUGGCAGAGAUGCUGCAUGCGGACCUUCCAGCGGCUGAGAGGAACAGUGGGAUCCUGCAGAUUUGCCAGCACAUCGUGGGCAUCUGCAAGAGCAUCGUGGGCUGCAGCCCCCCAGCGCUGCUGGACCGCAGGGCUGUACUGCAGCGCGUGGGGCUGGAGCUGCCCCCCGGCCCGCAGGGCAGCCCCCCGAUGUCCCCCAGCACCCCGACACUGCCCCUUGGCCUGUGGCAGCACCCCCUAACAUCCCCUGACACGCCAACGCUGCCCCCCAGCCCAUGGAGCAGCCCUCCAGGAUCUCCUGGCACCCCAACACCGCCUUCUGAUCUUCUGGGGAGCCCCCAGCCGCUCCUCACCGCCCGACUGGGCUUUGAGAUCACCUCCACCAGCUCCUGCCUGCACUUCGUGUCUGCGACCACCUCGGAGGCCCUGGCUGCCCACGGGGACCACAUCCUGCCCGGAGAUGAGAUCGUGCAGGUCAACGAGCAGGUUGUGGUGGGUUGGACACCCGUCAGCCUGGCAAGGAAGCUGCUGGAGAAGGGGAACACGGUGACUCUGGUGUUGAAGAAGAUCCCCCUCAACCUGCCUGGCUCACCCCCCUCUCCCAGGCAGCAGCCCCCGGGAGCAUUUUUGGAUGCUGCAGAUUCCCCUGGCACCAGGAGCGGUGAGAGCCCGGGCAGCCCCGUGUCCUUGACCUCCAGCAUUGAGGCCGACUUGGACUCGGGACCAGACUCUGCCCCGGAUCCGGUCACUGACGAGGAGGAGGAAGAGGUCGAGCCAGAUCUGAGGCUGCCCGGGGCAGCUGUGGAGGAGCUGCCGGGACGGGGUGCUGCAGAGGAGGAGGUGUGGGACAGUGGCAGCCCCCUGGGAACCCCCCUGGACACCCCCCUGGGCACCCCCCCGGGCACCCCUGCUGCCACCAGACCCUGUGCCACAGAGCUGAGCCCCGGGGCAGCCCCCGCCACGGGGACUGGGGGAGCAGAGCCCAGCCAGCUCCCUGGGGAGGACAGUCCCCGCACAGGACGCAGACCGAAAGGAGUGGCGACCCGGCUGAGCCGCCGGCGGGUCUCGUGCCGGGACCUGGGCCGGGUGGACUGCGAUGGGUGGCUCCUCAAGAAGAAGGACCACGUGGGCUUCAUGGCCCAGAAGUGGAAGCGGUGCUGGUUUGUGCUCAAGGGCCACACGCUCUACUGGUACAACCACCCCAACGAUGAGAAGGCUGCAGGACUCAUCAACGUGGCCACCUACAACCUGGAGAGCACGAGGGAGCAGAAGAAGAAAUACGUGUUCCAGCUGUGCCACCAGACGUACAAGCCCUUUGUCUUCGCUGCUGAAACCUUAGCUGACCUGAGCAUGUGGGUCAGUCGCCUUGUAACAGCCAAAACAAAGUACACGUUAGCCCACCAGGCAGUCCCAGACAAGGAAGAAGACUGCUACAGUGAGACAGAAGCUGAGGACCCUGACGAUGAGUCCCCCAGGCAUGGAUCCGACUCGCCAAGGAAGAGGCUGCAGAACACCCCAGAGAAGGCACAGCUCUCCCCAGCCGGCAGCGCAGCCAGCAGCCCCCAGGGCAGCCCCCGGCCCUGCUCCCCCACGGACCCGGCUGGGGAGGAUCUGGAGAGCCUGAUGCGGUGCCUGAGGCAGGGAGGGGUGUCCCUCAUCGGGCAGCGGCGCUUCCUGACGCAGGAGCAGUGCCGAAAGUCCUUCCUGCGGCGCAACAAGAACCCCCACAUCAACGAGAGGGUGCACGCGGUGCGGGCUCUGCAGAGCACGCUCAAGGCGAAGCUGGCGGAGCUGCAGGCCCUGGAGCAGCUGCUGGGAGAGGCCGCGCUCACCUCGGACACGUUCAGGCGCUGGAAGGAGGAGCACCAGGAGCUGUACCAGGAGCUGCAGGAGAGCUGGGCAGGGCGGCAGGGUCAGGGCCACGACCAGGGGGAUGCUGGGGACCAGCACGGCCCCCACGAAGAGGCAGCUGAACCCUGACAUCCUGCCAGGACCUGGCGUGGACCGGUGCCAACAGGACGUGGAGAGCAGUGGGUGCUCUGUGCUGGGGGGGCGUUUUGGAAGGCUAAGCCCCCAGCAGGGCCCUCCCGCAGGGGAAGUGGCUUCUGUGACAGUCUUAAUUUUUCCCAGUUCGUCUUGCCUUCGCUGCAGGUUGGCAAGGGGGGGGAUUUUCCCGGGGAACGUGCCCCCGCUGUGGUGCUGCCAGCCGGCCCGGCCACGGGCUCUUCUGCUGUAAAUAAAUGUGUUGACAGGG
Corvus hawaiiensis (hawaiian crow) is the source of this 2753-nucleotide messenger RNA. RefSeq names its product connector enhancer of kinase suppressor of Ras 1 (gene CNKSR1). The record is from RefSeq and is a predicted model, not a curated record. Gene Ontology annotation, molecular function: protein binding. The coding region runs from base 35 to 2479 and encodes 814 amino acids. Lineage: Eukaryota; Metazoa; Chordata; Aves; Passeriformes; Corvidae. The transcript has 21 exons.